AUGCAUUUCGUGAAAAAAGUGCCAACAACCGAGCAGGAGAAAGCGGCGAAAGCAAAGGAGCACGCGAAACGAUCCCAACAAUUUCUCCACGUUCGCGAUCGGAUAUUCGCGAAAAGAGACAAAGGAGAAUAUGAUGACGAACUUCUCUCGUUGACUCAAGGAGUGUUGGAAAAGAAUGCAGAUAUUUAUACAUUCUGGAAUAUUCGAAGAACAACGAUUGAGCAAAGAAUCGAAGCAAAUGACAAGAUUCAGAAGGAUUCGGAGGCAAGCGAUGAGGAAAAGACGAAAAGUGCCCAGAAAAUUGAGAAUUUGUUAGCCGGAGAGCUUUUCUUGUCUUAUGAAUGUAUUAAAUCGAACCCGAAAUCCUAUUCCGCUUGGUAUCAACGCGCCUGGGUCCUUCAACGUCAAACUUCUCCAGAUUAUGCAAAAGAAUUGGCUUUGUGUGAGAAGGCUCUUCAAAUGGAUUGCAGAAACUUUCACUGUUGGGAUCACCGUCGGAUCGUCGCCCGACUCGCCAAUCGGACUGAAGAGCAAGAAUUGGAGUUUUCGAAUCGAUUGAUCGAUGAGAACUUUUCGAAUUAUAGUGCAUGGCAUUACAGAUCGAUCGCUCUGCAAAAUAUUCAUCGAGACGCUGCCACUGGCAUGACGAAAAUUGAUGACGCGUUGAUUGGAAGUGAGCUUCAGAAAGUGAAAAACGCAUUCUACAUGGACGCCGAGGAUCAAAGCGCCUGGACGUACACGAGAUGGUUGUUGGAAGUUGGAAGUGGAAAAGAAUUCCUCCGCCCUGAAUCAUCCUCUCCAAUUGAGCUGAUCUCCGCUUCUUUCCACGGAAACAACACGACUCUUGUCUUCUCUCGCGCCGUCACUAUCCCAUUUUUGCUCACUUUUGUCGAUACAGAAGACACGACGAGAUGGAGAGCUUUCUCCUCCACGUCUCCGAAUCCGACUUCCAGUCGUGUCUGGCAGUAUCUUUCAGAUUCUCCUCUGCGAGUUGUCACUUCUCAAUCAACUGAUGAAAAUGUGACGUGGAAUGAGUUGACUGAUGAUCGAUACGUGAAUAAAAGUCGUCUGGAGACGAUUUAUGACAUCGUUGAAGCUAAGGAACCAGAAUAUAUCAAAGAAUUACUCGAGGAUUGUCAUCAAUUGAUUCAAUUGGAGCCAAAGAAUAAAUGGCCGUUGUACAUGAGAACUCUGGUUCUUUUGGAGUAUCAACCGAUUCGUUCUCACGAUGAAAUCAUUUCGAAUCUUAAAAAUCUUGCUGAAAAUCUUGAUUCGAAACGAGCGGAACUCUAUAAAUCACUCCUUUCCCGCCAGAAGCUGAAUCAUUCGAUUCGUGAACAAUUCGAGAGAUUAAUUGGAAAAGAGCACGAUCAGCUCGUAGUGAGAUAUGCUGAAUUGACGAGUUUGGAAGGUGUUGAAUUCCUCGCUGGACUCGUUGGAAAUGCAGAUUUUCAAGGGAAUCUGUUGACGGAGAUUCAUCGAAUUGUGCUACCGAAUUUGCAUAAUUUGACGAUUAGUGAGAAUCCGAUUGAUAGACUUUCCCCCACUCCAUCCCUCUCUCAUCUCACUUUCCUCUCAAUCGCCGGAACCCAAAUCUCGGAUGUCUCGUCCGUAAUGCCAUUCUUCCAAACGACUCCAUCACUCGAUCGUCUCAUCUUCUGCGAGACUCCACUCGUUGAGAAAACCGAAGAACUUCGUGCUCAACUUCCCGGUGUUCGUCUCAUUCCUCAUUGGUUGUAA
Molecule: messenger RNA, 1740 nt
Organism: Caenorhabditis remanei
Lineage: Eukaryota; Metazoa; Nematoda; Chromadorea; Rhabditida; Rhabditidae
Exons: 7
Coding region: 1-1740 (579 amino acids)
Biological process (GO): protein geranylgeranylation
Cellular component (GO): Rab-protein geranylgeranyltransferase complex; cytoplasm
Molecular function (GO): Rab geranylgeranyltransferase activity
Source: RefSeq, a predicted model, not a curated record